Molecule: messenger RNA, 999 nt
Organism: Trichoderma virens Gv29-8
Lineage: Eukaryota; Fungi; Ascomycota; Sordariomycetes; Hypocreales; Hypocreaceae
Exons: 3
Coding region: 99-569 (156 amino acids)
Biological process (GO): proteasome-mediated ubiquitin-dependent protein catabolic process; protein polyubiquitination
Cellular component (GO): nucleus
Molecular function (GO): ubiquitin conjugating enzyme activity
Source: RefSeq, a predicted model, not a curated record
CUCUCUCUGAAUGCCUUGAUCAACCACCCAAACAAACACCGACUCGUUGUUGCUAUUUCCGCUUGCGCCUCUCCGCAGACCUCCUUUCGGCAGACAGAAUGGCUACGAGCAUGCGAACGAAAAGAGUGGCCAAGGAGCGUCAGAAGAUUGAUAAGUACGGCCUGCCUCCUGGCAUCGAGCUUGUGGACGGCAACGACUUGAAAGAAUGGCUCUUUGAUAUUCGCGUCCUGGACAACAACCCUCUAUACAACGACAAGGUCUACCAGCUGAAAUUCGUCUUCUCCGAGUCAUAUCCUAUAGAACCCCCCGAGGUUACCUUUGUAGACAGACCAGCCCGCCCAGUUCCCAUGCACCCACACAUCUAUUCGAACGGAAUCAUAUGUCUCGAUCUCCUGGGAAACCAAGGAUGGAGCCCAGUCCAAAGCGCCGAGAGCGUCUGCAUGAGCAUACAAAGCAUGCUGACGAGCAACAACAAGAACGAGCGACCACCUGGCGACGAAGAGUUUGUACGCGGGAACAAGCAGCGACCCCGGGAUAUAGAAUUCCUAUAUCACGAUAAUACCGUGUAACGACCUCGGUUUUAUUGAUAGCAGGGAUUUUUGCUUUUUUUAUUUUCCUUUGGUGGAAUCUUGCAUUGUUUCAGCAGCCGCGAUGGCUCAUCGGCGUUUUACAAUCACUAUAUUGUGGCACGGAACCAGGCAUUUGUUAUGGCAAUCUGAGGCUUUCUUCUGCUGAUUCUCGACGCUAAGCGAUCUUUUCCUUUCCUUUUUCUUUUUCUUUUUUCUUUGUCUCCUCUUCGGCAGUUAUCACGGAGCGGUGUGGUUUUUGUUCUCACAUCGCUGCCUCGCGCAAAAUCGACGGCAAAGGCAUCGGGCGCAUGCACGGCGCAACUGGGGCAAUGGCUGGCGAGGAAAGCUCAUGUAAACCUUGUUUUCCCAACCUAGAAGAUGCAUUUUCGCAUAAUCAGAGUUCAUAGAAUUGAUUACUCUUUUUCGAGAU